ACUUAUUGCUUUACUCUUGAAGGAUCUUGGUUUACGUAUGAUGUGAAUGGAGAAGUAAAGGAAGAGCUACUGGAAGGAACAGGCUUACCAGUCUCAAUUGCUUUCUUGAUCAAUGGCCGCCAGGGGAUUUUUGUAACUGCUCUAGGAAUCAACACAUCAUUGGCAAGUAGAAUAUGGCAAGACAUAUCUUCUUCGUUUGAUCAAUGCCUGCAUGGACGAAGAGAUGUUCUUCGCCAUUGCUGAACAUACUCUUGCCGUUGUUGGGAUAGAUGCCGCUUACAUCAAGCCUGUAGUCAGCAAUUACAUCAUGAUCAGCGCCGGACAGACCAUGGACAUCCUGGCCAAGGCAGACCAACCUCUAAGUCACUAUUACACUGCUGCUAGAGAAUUCUAUACAGACAAAGUUAUCUACACCGGGUAUGACAAAACAUAUGCCACAGCGGAAAGUUCCCUCUAUUUCCAGCUAGUGUUCCUUCUUGCACUGAUUAUAGCCAAGCAAUCAGCUUUACGCGGCAGUUCAGGAGUCUGGCAACGGUAGAUUAUCCCGUUAACGUGCCUAAGAACAUAAGCACCCGAAGGUUCAUAACGACUGCUCUAAAUGAAACACCCUAUAAUAAUUCAGGGAAUAUUACAAUGCAAUACACUGCAAGCUUAAGCAACAUAAGUUGGGUUGAUCCUGCUACAGAUGUACUCCAAGCCUACUAUAGGAACAUGAGUGGAUUUUACACCACAGAUUUUCCAAACGAGUCUGCUUAUUUCUUCAAUUUUCAAUUGGAAGAUGCUCCUGGCAGUCUAGCGCUGGCUCAAAAGGCUACCAAGGUGAAGGUGUCGGAGUACGAUGAAGAGGUGGAGAUAGUAUUUCAAUCCACCAAAGUGAUGAAUUCAUCACAGGAUCAUCCCAUGCACCUUCAUGGGUACAACUUCUAUGUCAUAGGCCAAGGAACAGGGGACUAUGAUUUUGAAUAUUACCCAAAAGACUUCAAUUUGGUGGAUCCUCCUUAUCUCAACACUGUUUCUGUUCCCAAGUUCCGAUGGGUAGCCAUCAGAUUCAAAGCAAACAAUUCAGGAGUUUGGUUAUGGCACUGUCACUUGGAUCACCAUUACAGUUUGGGAAUGAAUGUGGUUAUCAUAGUGAAGAAUGGCAACACUCUAGAGACAAGCAUGCGUGAGCCUCCUCCUUACAUGCCUCACUGUGACGAUUCCUCUCGAAUUAGGCUUUGGAGGAACUAUGAUACAAAAGCGUUGGAAUCAGAGAUAUGAUUUGAUAAAAAAGGCUAGAUACUUAUGCAUGUCUAUUAGAACCUGCGUUAUGCUUUUGCCCGCUACAAAUCGGAUUAGUUAGUAUAAUUAUUUGUUGAAAUAUGUUUACUUAUGAGUGUGAAGAAUAAAGGUCUCAUAUUGAC
Molecule: messenger RNA, 1403 nt
Organism: Rubroshorea leprosula
Lineage: Eukaryota; Viridiplantae; Streptophyta; Magnoliopsida; Malvales; Dipterocarpaceae
Source: the annotation of a GenBank genome assembly